AUGAUUCUGUUUGACCAAGCAACUUACGACAAACUUCUCUCUGAGGCUCCUAAGUUCAAAUUAAUCACUCCUUCUAUUCUCUCUGACCGUUUGCGGACUGCCACUCAAAUAAAGGAGGCUAUAUAUGAUCUUCCGGUUUCGACAGAAGAGGAUGACGCGGAAGAAGCAGCUGCAUACUCUGGAGAUUGCUGCACGCCGUUACAAAGUCCCAUGGUUCCAAACUGUUAUAGACAUAUUAGUGAACCAUGCCUUCGAGAACGUGACAAGGUUCACGUCAUACCAGAGACAAGCAGAUGA
Messenger RNA from Arabis nemorensis, 297 nucleotides. NCBI's taxonomy places the organism in Eukaryota, Viridiplantae, Streptophyta, Magnoliopsida, Brassicales, Brassicaceae. The record is from the annotation of a GenBank genome assembly.